This is a messenger RNA of Perca fluviatilis (European perch), 6385 nucleotides long. Its product is annotated as protein diaphanous homolog 3-like. NCBI's taxonomy places the organism in Eukaryota, Metazoa, Chordata, Actinopteri, Perciformes, Percidae. Bases 535 to 4221 code for a protein of 1228 amino acids. Gene Ontology annotation, cellular component: cytoplasm; actin filament. The record is from RefSeq and is a predicted model, not a curated record. Gene Ontology annotation, biological process: actin cytoskeleton organization; actin filament polymerization. Gene Ontology annotation, molecular function: microtubule binding; actin binding; small GTPase binding. The transcript is spliced from 30 exons.
AUUGCGCGGGUCUGUCAAAAAUAUCUGCCCCUUAAAUGUAUCCAGCCAACGCUUCAGCUAGUGCUUGUAAUGAUUAUAUAGCUUUCGUUUAACGUUGUUUGUCUGAUCAAAUUUGUCAAAGGAGAACACCGGUAUGUUGUAUGUAGCCUCCUUAGCAGAAUCUCAAGCGUUAAAUUAGUAUACGUGACAGACAGUCCAUAAAUUGGAUUAGCGCUAAGUAAAGCCACCAGUGAAUGAUAGUUUAGCAAACUUGCUAGCCAGUUAGCUAAACGGUAUGUUUAGAGUGAAGACUUGAAAAUAUAACGUUAACGUUACAUUUUGACAAACUGUGAUUUGCUAUGCGUUAACCAACGUUAGCUGUCAAUUUAAGACACGAAUGGUAACAUUAAUGUAACGUUAGCUAGACAAUUCCGCGUGUGUCGUCCUUCACCAUUUUAGGGUGUGUGCUACCGUUACAUACAUUAGGGUUACAAGGUUAACGUGGUAACGCUAGCUGUCAGCUCGUGUAGAAGUCAUUAACGUUAGGUCAACAACAUGGAUAACGUUAGUUUUAGUUCGCAGCGGUUUGAAUCCACUAGCAGUAAAUCUCAAAAGAGGAAGGGUUCUUCCAACCAAAACACAUGUAAUGAUGAAGGAGACCGCAAACCAAAGUUUCACUUACCCUUUAGAAACAUCACAGAUGAUGUGCUGGACAGAUUCGCCAGUAUUCGGAUUCCGGGUAGUAAAAAGGAGCGGCCACCCCUAUCACACUCUAAACACAACACGAAUGAUUGGUCCAUUUCUUCAUCAUCUACCGCGCAUCAGUUUGAGGAACUUUCAUCCAAGAUCACCUCAGAAAAAGAGAUCUUGGCUCUGUUUGAAAAGAUGAUGGAGGACAUGAACUUGAAUGAGGAAAAAAAGACUCCUUUGAGAGAAAAGGACCUCAACACAAAGAGAGAAAUGGUCAUCCAGUAUGUUUUUACUGCCUCUAAAACUGGUAGUUUGAGAAGCAGCCAUCAGAUAUCUCCCCAGGAAUUCCUGGGAGAGCUGAAGUCGGGGGUUAUGGACGAACGUCUGUUUGCCUGUCUAGACUCAUUGCGGGUGUCCCUUACCAGCAACCCUGUCAGUUGGGUGCAGAGCUUCGGCCAUGAGGGUCUUGGACUGCUGCUGGACAUUUUGGAAAGGUUGCUGUUCAAGAAACAGCAAGAUAAGCUUGACAAAAAGAAUCAACAUAAAGUUGUCCAGUGUCUCAAAGCCUUCAUGAACAAUAAGUAUGGGUUGGAUCGAAUCCUGGGAGAGGAGAAAAGUCUUGCGUUACUGGCAAGAGCCAUUGAUCCCACCCAGUCUGCAAUGAUGACUGACGUGGUAAAGCUACUGUCAGCCAUCUGCAUCGUGGGCGAAGAGAACACUUUGGAAAAGGUCCUUGAAGCCAUCACCACAGCAGGGGAAUGGCGAGCCAUCGAGAGGUUCAGUCCCAUUGUGCAGGGACUACGAGAUCGCUCGGUUCAAUUACAAGUGGCAUGCAUGCAGCUCAUCAAUGCACUAGUAACAUCCCCUGAUGAGCUGGACUUCAGGCUGCACAUCAGAAAUGAAUUCAUGCGCUGUGGCCUGAAAGAAAUAUUGCCGCAUCUGACAACCAUCAGGAAUGAGGCCCUUGACAUUCAGCUAAAGGUAUUUGAGGAGCACAAAGAAGAGGACAUGAUAGAGUUCUCUCACAGGCUGGAAGACAUCAAAAGCGAACUGGAUGAUGUGGGGGACGUGUUCAGUAUUGUACAGAGCAUGGUGAAGGACAGCAGUGCAGAGCCCUAUUUCCUGUCUAUACUGCAGCACCUGAUGCUUAUACGCAACGACUACUUGGUCAGGCCCCAGUACUUUAAGAUCAUUGAGGAGUGUGUGUCUCAAAUUGUGCUCCACCGUAGCGGCACUGACCCAGACUUCAGUUACCGCAAGCGCCUAGAUGUGGACUUCAGCCACCUCUUAGAGGUGUGUGUAGAUAAAGCUCGAACUGACGAGUAUGAACAGAGAGCUUCAGACCUGGCAGAGAAGUUUGACGAGGAGUUUCUAAGCAGACAGGAGGCACAAGCUCAGCUGGUUAAGUGUGAUGAAAAAAUAGCUGAACUCCAAGCAGAGCUGCAGGCCUUCAGGUCCCAGUUUGGAGCUGUACCUGUGGGUCUGUCCUCUGCCCAUGUUGGACAGGCGUCCUCUUCCUCACCAUUCUCAUCUGGGCCUCCACCCCCUGCUGCAGCAGCUGGGAUGCCAGCUCCCCCUCCUCCGCCUCCUUUGCCUGGUUGUCAUGCCCCACCUCCCCCGCCUGGAGUGCCUCCUCCAUUUGGUGCCCCCCCUCCACCCCCUCUAGGGUUUGGGGGUGGUCUAGGCUCCCCCACCCACCAUGCAUUGCCUUUUGGCCUCAGGCCUAAGAAGGAUUUCAAGCCUGAGACCUCCAUGAAACGCCUCAACUGGUCCAAGAUUCGUCCCCAGGAAAUGUCAGAUGGCUGUUUCUGGGUGCGGGCUGAUGAGAACCAAUAUGCGAAACCAGAGUUACUGUGCAGAGUUGCUCUCACUUUUUGUUCACAAAGAACAGAAACCAAGGACUGUGAGGAGAGUGUCCCAACAGAGGAGCCACCCAAAAAAGAAGAGGAGGAUCUGGAGGAUAAAAAAUCCAUAAAGAAAAGAAUUAAAGAGCUCAAGGUGCUAGAUCCUAAGAUUGCACAGAAUCUAUCCAUCUUCCUGGGUUCCUUCCGUAUGCCUUACCAGGAAAUCCGUCGGAUGAUAGUGGAGGUGGAUGAGGAGCAACUCACUGAACCGAUGAUCCAGAACCUUGUGAAGCACCUACCAGAGCAGGAGCAGCUGAACGCCUUGGCCAAGUAUAAAAAUGAGUACGCAAAUUUGUCGGAGCCUGAGCAAUUUGGGGUUGUGAUGAGCAGUGUGAAGAGGCUGCGUCCUCGCCUGAGCCACAUCCUCUUCCGGCUGCAGUUUGAGGAGCAGGUAAACAACCUGCGUCCAGAUAUCCUGGCUGUUAACGCUGCGUGUGAGGAGGUCAGGAAGAGCCACUCCUUUGGCCGCUUGCUGGAGCUGGUGCUGCUGCUGGGGAAUUACAUGAACGCAGGAUCUCGAAACGCCCAGUCAUAUGGCUUCGACCUCAGUUCCCUCUGCAAGCUGAAGGACACUAAGUCAGCGGACCAAAAAACCACAUUACUUCACUUCCUGGUGCAAGUAUGUGAGGAGGAAUUUCCAGAUGUGAUCAAGUUUGUUGAAGACCUGGAGCAUGUGGACCGAUCUAGCAGAGUGUCUGCAGAGAAUCUGGAAAAGAGCCUCAGGCAGAUGGAGAUGCAGCUGCUGCAGCUGGAGAGAGACCUGGAGACUUUCUCCUCCCCCGAUGACCCCAACGACAUGUUCCUCACUAAAAUGGCUAGCUUCAGCAAGGUUGCCAGGGAGCAGUAUGGCAAGCUGGUGAUAAUGCACCGCAAUAUGGAGACGCUAUAUCAAAAUAUGCUGGAGUACUUUGCCAUCGACCCCAAGAAGACCUCUGUGGAGGAACUGUUUACAGAUCUCAGCAACUUCCGUGCCAUGUUCACUCAAGCACUGAAGGAAAACCUGAAGCAGAGGGAGUCAGAGGAGAAACAGAGGAGGGCACUGGCGGCAAAGGAGAAGGCUGAGCGUGAAAAGCAGGAGAGACAACAGAAGAAGAGGAGGUUGCUGGAAGUCAAUGCAGAGAAUGAUGAGACAGGUGUGAUGGAUAGUUUGCUGGAAGCCCUACAGUCAGGAGCUGCUUUUAGAGACCGCAGGAGGAGAGCACCAAGACCCAGAGAGAACCAGCAGCAGGUGAUCAGCCCCAGCUCCUUCCGCCAGGUUCUCAGGCCUGUUAACCAUGAAAACAACAAGGCACCUUUGCAAAGGUCUCGCUCUCGGCAGAAUAUAAAUUUAGGUUCAGCGGUGGUGAAAGCUCCCCCUGCCAAGGAGGCCCAUAACGAGUCUGAGGGCCAUCCAUCUGCAGCCCGCACCAAGACUGCUGCAUGUUCGGAGUCAGGCCGCAGGUACAGGAACACCCCGAGUCACAGCCACUGGCUGGACAGAGAGAGGGUGGUGGAGAGAGAGACUGUUAAGCUGACGGAAAAUAAGAUGGAGGUUGAAGCAGAGCCUCCGGCCUUCCAGCCGUCCUCCACUGCUGCUGCGGUCAGCAGCUGUGGCAGCAAUGGAGAGUCCGACUUAGAGGCUCUCCUGGCCAAACUCAGGGCCUUGUGAGGUUCCUUUGCAUUGUCUCUGAAACUACAUACAUUUACAGUAUGUUUGUACCCACACGUAUUAACACACUCCAAUGUGACCAAAAAGAUUUAGGUGCAACAAUUUAGUAAACAAGCAGAAUAUGUAGUUGGUAAGAAAAGGAUUUGUCAUUGCGUAAAUAGCAGGGCAAUUGAAUUAAGCAAUAACAUCAAAUAACCAACAAGGAUUUUUUUUAAAGCUUCGUAGAAAAUACAUUUGUUUAAACAACCUAUACAUUUAUGGACCAUGCUUUUAACACUCGAUACAUUUCUAAAAGAAUAUUGAGAAAGGUGGAACACAGAAUGUCCUCAGAAAUAAAUAAUAUAUUGUGAAUCAAUGGAAACACUUAAGCAUAUUACCAAAAUGCAACCCAAAUAUAUUCAGCAGUAUCUACCGGAUCCUGUAAAGUGCACUGCCAAAAGCGUUGGCUGCCAUUCAUAUAUUCUUAACUAUGAGAAUAUAAUAUAACGUUUUGUCUGAAAGUAAAAGAUGCAAUGUAGGUAAGCACUUUCUUUGUAUUCUAGAAGUAUGCAAUAUUAUGUUAUCACAUUUUCUUUCACAUUGGCAUUUCCUAUAAUAGCUUCUGUAGCAUUUAUUUUACACAUUUAUCAUAUUAUCUUGUACUAUCUGGAUUUAAGUUUUUAAUUACACAUCAGUUACUUUCAUAUGUGUGUUAGAAUUAAAAGACGUUAAGCUUAUAUCUGCAUUUAUUACUUUCAGUAUUUAAUUAUUUUCAAUGUUUUUCUCUCUUUUUUUUUUUCGUCUUCGUUGAGUCUUUUUCAUUCCCGCGAUGGGGUGUCUUUUAUAUUCAAAGCAUUGAUCUAAUUGUUUGUAUUUUCUAAAAAGAAAGCAUUCUAUAAAACUAUAAAUAUGUAUACACAAAGGAUCAAUGAAUACGAGUUAUGCCAUUUGAUUGUACUUUCACAAGUUAGAUCAGUAAUUAGAUGUUAGUUGACAAGUCGAGUUUGGUUUUACUAGGCUGCUUUAUUUCAUUUAUACACAGUGAGAACAAGUCUGCAGAAAGUUAAGCGUAUCUGAGAGUAUUAAUGUUCAAAAUGUGGCACAAAAGAAACAAGUUCAUCCAGCCACAAGUUAACCAGAGUUGAUGCUGCUUUUCGCCACCUACAUUCCCACCAAAAUUACUCAUAUCUUAAGCAUAUUUGUUGUCUCUUUAUCCGCUCACUUUUAUAUAGACCCGUUUACAAUAAAAUGAAGCAAAAAAAAAUACGUUGUCUCGUUUCAUAAAUCACGAAAGUUUCAACUGUAUGACUGAAAUGAAUACAUGUCAAUGUUUGUGUGGCUGUUUGUGUUUAUUUAUGCUUGUUUUAUUCUCAGUGUGUUGCUUAUAGUCAUUAUACUUUAACAUUUACCAAGUUAGAGUGCAGAAACACGGAUCACAGCCUCUCUGUGGCUAAUUUAAAUAGUUGCAUUGAUCAAGUAUACGACUUGAUUCGUGAUAAAUAGGACUUUAGUAUUCAGCCUUCAGUUAGCUUGUAUGUGCUUGUAAUUGUAAUAAAGAUAUUUGGGGAAUAUGUUAGCAGCACCUGCCAGCUGAACUGACACUUUGAUGGUGGAGACGACAUGAGACAAUCGACACAGGCCCAAAUGGCUCAGAUCAUCUGUGCCCAAAUUCUCCCAAGUGAUGAUUUACUCCUUUUAUUAAGUGUUCACAAUAUUUUCUCUACCCCCUGUACUGUUUUUUUUUUUCUGCAUUUGCUUGGCUUUUAGGUGGGCAUUCCUUUAGCAGGACAACAUGCUGCUAAGAGAGAACUGUAAGUGUUACUACAUGUUUUUGUCCACAUAUCGGUGGUCUGUCGGUGGCGACUUUUGUAUGUUCCUCUGUUUCUUGUUGAUUCUUUAUUUUUAUUUACUUAUUUCUAAAAUGUGAUAAAUGGGCUCUUCAAAAAUGUAGUGCCUUGGUUGAACAACAUACAACAAAAAGAAGUUAUAGUGUGCCGUGUCCUUGUAGAAGUUCUCUUGUUGUUCGUGCAUAAUUUGGUACAUAAUGAUCUCAGUUUUCUUGUGAUUUAUGAAUGGGUUUGCUCAUAAAACAAUACAUAAUCCUGUGUACACAUAAUACAAAUCCAGAUUUAUCAUAUUUUCUGCGUUGUUAAAUUGUCUAAAUAAAAGUCACACCUGACUCAAA